Messenger RNA from Didymodactylos carnosus, 1728 nucleotides. The record is from the annotation of a GenBank genome assembly. Lineage: Eukaryota; Metazoa; Rotifera; Eurotatoria; Philodinida; Philodinidae.
AUGAAACAUAUGGCAAAAAAAUUAUCUGAUAAAAAACAAUUUUUAUCAUUUAUUGACAAAUUUGAAAAUUAUAAUUUUACUACACAAGAACAAGCCAUUGAACUUCGUCAUCAAGAAUUUCCAAAAAUGUAUGCAUUGAGUUUAUUUCAAUCGUACAAACGACGAGAAAUUGUUAAUCAUCAUUCUGUUGAAUUAAAAUUCAUAAAAAAUUUUUUUCUUCAAAUAAACAAUAAUUUAAAUUGUCAAAUAAUAAUUAAUGAAAAAAGUAAAUUUGAAAAUGGAUUACGAAUAUCAAUUUGUUUAUCAAAAGAAGAAAAUUUAUUGAAAAAAAAGAUUAUCAAUAUUUAUAGUGUUCAACUGAGGAGAAAAAUUAUAAAUAUAUUAGAAAUCGAAGAAAUUUAUUCAAUAGAAAAAAAUAUUAUAAAAAUAUCAGAUCAAAAACUAACAAUUAUUAAUCAAAAUAAAGAGAAAAAAAUCGAUCCAAAUGACUUAAUAAAGAAAUUAACAGAUAAUGAAAUUGAAAAAUUUUUAAAUGAACUUUCUGUUGAGAUAAAUGAAUUUAAUGAACAAAUUUUAUGUAUAAAUUUAGAUUUAAAUAAAAAAAAUGAUAAUAAAUUGAUUAAAAAUCAAAGACUAAUUGAUACAAACGAAUGUGAAAUGAUUAAUAAACUACAUAAAAAAUUAACAAAAGUUUUAGAUUCUGGUUGGUCAAUAAAAUCCAUAAAACAAUUAAUUGAUCAUAUUAAUUCGAAAGAGAUACUUGAAAAUUUAUUCAAUGCAUUAGAUCCAAUUUAUGAAUAUAAUUUAAAAGAAUUUGACAAUAAUAUAAAAGGAAAAAAUUUAAUUGAUAUUUUAACAUCAUCAUCAUCAUUAUUAUCAUCAUUUUUGUCAGAAAAUUUAACAAAAGAAGUACAUGAUUUGGCAAUAUUUCAAACAUUUAGAGAUUUAAAUAUUGAUCAGCAAAUUUCAUUUUUACAGGAUAAAAAAUUAACAGAAGAAUAUGAAAAAGUUAGUAUUGCAUACGAAAAUAUUGUUACAAGUUCACCAGAAUUAGCUAAAUCACAAUCAAUACAACGGAGAGAAUUUGAUCAACAAUUUAAUUUAACAGUAUCUCAUAAUGGAAAAGAUUUAAUAGAUAUUAAAACACGAUAUAAAGCUGAUAUUGUUUAUGGUGCAGCAAGUGAUUUUCAAGGAGAUAUUUUACGUGAUGAAUAUAGUAAAUUAGGUAUACGUAAUGGUCGAAAAUGUGAUGUUGCAAUUGUUGAUGAAGUUGAUUCAAUGUUAAUUGAUGAAAUUAAUAGUAAAGAUUAUUUUAUUGAACAAUCAGAGCAUAUGUUCAAUGAUGAUGGUACAAUUAAAUCUGAUGUUAUUGAGAAUGCUUUUCCAAUUAAUGGUUCAAAAGAAGAAUUUAUUAAAAAUGCUACAGAAAAACAUAUACGAAAUGGUAUUUAUGGAAAAUAUCGAUGUGAAAAUGAACAACAUUAUAUUCUUCGAAAUGGGAAAAUAGCACCAGUUGAUGCAACUAAUACGGGUAUUGUACAACCAAAUAUGCAUUGGAAUAAUGGUUUACAUCAAUUUUUACAAAUAAAACAUGGUGAAAAAAUUUCAGCUGAAAGUUUAACAACAAAUUUUAUUUCAAAUGUAACUUAUUUUAAACGUUAUCAUCAUAAUAUUUAUGGAUUAACUGGGACACUUGGAAGUAUUAAUGCACAAAAAAUUAUUAAAUGA